Heterobasidion irregulare TC 32-1 is the source of this 1380-nucleotide messenger RNA. RefSeq lists its product as uncharacterized. Gene Ontology annotation, molecular function: single-stranded DNA helicase activity; ATP binding; ATP hydrolysis activity. The record is from RefSeq and is a predicted model, not a curated record. Lineage: Eukaryota; Fungi; Basidiomycota; Agaricomycetes; Russulales; Bondarzewiaceae. The annotation marks the transcript as partial. Gene Ontology annotation, biological process: DNA-templated DNA replication; regulation of DNA repair. Gene Ontology annotation, cellular component: nucleus. The transcript has 9 exons.
CCAGAUACCCCCAUCGCUUCCAAGCGGUCAAAAAGAGAUCAUUCCUCAACUAAUACACGCGCAGCUGCCCCGUUGUCUGAGCGCCUCCGCCCCACAUCCCUCGACGACUUUGUCGGCCACCUCCACCUAACGGGUCCUGAUGGUACUCUUUCUAACCUUGUCAAGCUCGGUACCGGCAGCAUAGUUCUCUGGGGCCCACCUGGAUGCGGAAAGACAACCCUCGCGCGCCUGCUUGCUAACAGCACAGACGCCGUCUUCAAAGAGCUUAGCGCUACAAGUUCUGGUGUCAAUGAUAUUCGUCCCAUCGUGGAAGAGGCUAAAAAUGUCUUUUCUCUCACUCGCAGGCGGACAAUCAUGUUCCUUGAUGAAAUUCAUCGUUUCACAAAGGCUCAGCAGGAUGUUUUCCUGCCAUUUGUAGAGUCUGGACAGAUCCAGCUCAUAGGCGCCACGACGGAGAAUCCGUCUUUCAAACUCACCAAUGCCCUGCUUAGUCGAUGUCGUGUCUUGAAACUCGAACGUCUCACGGACGAAGAGAUCACACGGAUUGUCGUCAAGGCGGUUAAGCUCACAUCUCUCGUCUUGACCACGCCUCCAUUCCCGUCCCAUCCCCAACUCACCCCUCGCAUCCUCGCAAGCCUCACCUCUCUCUCCGCAGGCGACGCCCGCACCGCGCUCUCGCUCCUUGAACUGGUCCUGGUCUCCGCUCCAACGACGCCCGAGGCCACGCUGCUCGCCUCGCUCCGCAACUCCGUCUCGACGAGCUACGACCGCACGGGCGACGCGCACUAUGAUCUCAUCUCGGCACUGCACAAGAGCGUGCGCGGCAGCCAGCCCGACGCGGCGCUGUAUUGGCUCGCGCGCAUGCUCGGCGCAGGCGAGGACCCGCUGUACAUCGCCCGGCGCAUGACCGUGUGUGCGAGCGAGGACAUUGGGCUCGCGGACAAUCACGCGUUGGUUCUGGCGACGGCGACGACGCAGGCAUGUCAACAAGUUGGCAUGCCCGAGUGCCGCAUCAACCUCGCGCACCUCGUGUCCUACCUCGCGGAGGCACCCAAGUCGACGCGCGCGUACGAGGCCUAUGCGCGCGCGGAGGCGGCGGCGAAGCAAGACAUGACCGUACCAGUGCCGAUACCCAUGAGAAACGCGCCGACGGGGCUGAUGAAGGACAUGGGGUACGGCGAGGGUUACUGUUAUAACCCUGAAUACGCACACCCUGUCACGAACGAUUACAUCCCCGAGCGCUUCCGCAACGUGAGAUUUUUGAGGGAAAUAGGUGACCGAACUGACAAGACAUGGGAUGAGAAAGCUUUGAGGCGUUGGGAGGUGGAUGAGAACAAUGGAAAAGAAUGGGAGGGCAGGGUUUCUCAUAAGAAUAUAUGA